Hemiscyllium ocellatum (epaulette shark) is the source of this 5121-nucleotide messenger RNA. RefSeq lists its product as uncharacterized. Gene Ontology annotation, molecular function: protein binding. Lineage: Eukaryota; Metazoa; Chordata; Chondrichthyes; Orectolobiformes; Hemiscylliidae. The transcript is spliced from 21 exons. The record is from RefSeq and is a predicted model, not a curated record. Bases 1 to 5121 code for a protein of 1706 amino acids.
AUGGUACACAUGGUGCCAUGUGGCUCCUUGGUGUUAGCUCGAUGGAACCUCGUGACAUCGGCACAUGAUAGAGCACGUUCCAAUCCCAUUCACUGGAUGAGCAACGUCACAACUGCUCUGAACUUUUUAAGGAGUAAAUCGAUAAAGUUGGUGAACAUUAAUGUCCCGGACAUUGUGGAUGGGAAUCCUACCGUCAUCUUGGGGCUGAUUUGGUCCAUUAUAUUAUAUUUUCAGGUUGAGAAACUUGCCAGUGGACUCACAUCGAGACAAACCCCCAUGGAGCCUUCACCUGCUUUGAAUUCCUCACCAGCAGCAUUAUCUCCACAGAGAGAGGAAACCCUGAUCCAUGCAGGACAGAAAAAGUCAGCAGAAACAACUUUACUGCACUGGGUUCAGGAAAAGACAGAGGACCUGGGAUUCGUUAUCCGAGAUUUCAGCACCAGUUGGAGAAGUGGUCUGGCGUUUGUUGCCAUUAUUAACGCUCUGCGGCCCGGCCUGCUGGAUCUGGCGGAGCUCAAGCAGAGGUCAGACACGGAGAACCUGGAAAUGGUUUUCAGGGUUGCAGAGCAGGAGCUGAAAAUCCCCAGACUGCUGGAAGCACAGGAUAUUGCUGUCAGCAAUCCUGAUGAGAAGUCAAUAAUAACGUACAUCUCACAGUUCCUGCAGUAUUCUAAGGAACACGCAGCAGCUGAGGAUACAAAGAAGCAGACAGAGUCUCCAUGUUUGGUGAGCAGUGACGUGCUGUGUGCCGAGCCAGCCCAGGUGGGUGAGCACACGGUGUCAAAAGCUGAUGUCAAACGGGACUUUGAAGAAUCGAAGAGAAAGAUAGAAGCGUGCAUUGAAGGGGCCAUGCAGUUCCUCGAGGACAGAGGGUCCCCAGAGGAACUCAUUGUGAAGCACCAGGAAACAAUCAGGAGCUUUGAUUCUGGAAUCAUUGAACAUUUUCUUGAAGCAACAGAUAAAAUCAAAAUGAUUUUAACCCCUCAGAAGAAGCGGAUUAUUGAGGAAAUGCGGGCAGAACUCUGCCGAAACUGGGAGAAGGUGCAGUCAUUGGUGGAUGCGCAUCUUCAUCGGAUGAAGUUUGAGGUGGAGCAGAAUAAAUUCAAUGCGGCUCUUCAGGAGAGUGAGAUCCAUCAGGGAAUGGACAGCUCCCACGUGCAGUCCCUUCUCACAGGGGACCAGGUGGGCAGUGACGUGCUGUGUGCCGAGCCAGCCCAGGUGGGUGAGCACACGGUGUCAGAAGCUGAUGUCAAACGGGACUUUGAAGAAUCGAAGAGAAAGAUAGAAGCGUGCAUUGAAGGGGCCAUGCAGUUCCUCGAGGACAGAGGGUCCCCAGAGGAACUCAUUGUGAAGCACCAGGAAACAAUCAGGAGCUUUGAUUCUGGAAUCAUUGAACAUUUUCUUGAAGCAACAGAUAAAAUCAAAAUGAUUUUAACCCCUCAGAAGAAGCGGAUUGUUGAGGAAAUGCGGGCAGAGCUCUGCCGAAACUGGGAGAAGGUGCAGUCAUUGGUGGAUGCACAUCUUCAUCGGAUGAAGUUUGAGGUGGAGCAGAAUAAAUUCAAUGCGGCUCUUCAGGAGAGUGAGAUCCAUCAGGGAAUGGACAGCUCCCACGGGCAGUCCCUUCUCGCAGGGGACCAGGUGGGCAGUGACGUGCUGUGUGCCGAGCCAGCCCAGGUGGGUGAGCACACGGUGUCAGAAGCUGAUGUCAAACGGGACUUUGAAGAAUCGAAGAGAAAGAUAGAAGCGUGCAUUGAAGGGGCCAUGCAGUUCCUCGAGGACAGAGGGUCCCCAGAGAAACUCAUUGUGAAGCACCAGGAAACAAUCAGGAGCUUUGAUUCUGGAAUCAUUGAACAUUUUCUUGAAGCAACAGAUAAAAUCAAAAUGAUUUUAACCCCUCAGAAGAAGCGGAUUAUUGAGGAAAUGCGGGCAGAACUCUGCCGAAACUGGGAGAAGGUGCAGUCAUUGGUGGAUGCGCAUCUUCAUCGGAUGAAGUUUGAGGUGGAGCAGAAUAAAUUCAAUGCGGCUCUUCAGGAGAGUGAGAUCCAUCAGGGAAUGGACAGCUCCCACAGGCAGUCCCUUCUCGCAGGGGACCAGGUGGGCAGUGACGUGCUGUGUGCCGAGCCAGCCCAGGUGGGUGAGCACACGGUGUCAGAAGCUGAUGUCAAACGGGACUUUGAAGAAUCGAAGAGAAAGAUAGAAGCGUGCAUUGAAGGGGCCAUGCAGUUCCUCGAGGACAGAGGGUCCCCAGAGAAACUCAUUGUGAAGCACCAGGAAACAAUCAGGAGCUUUGAUUCUGGAAUCAUUGAACAUUUUCUUGAAGCAACAGAUAAAAUCAAAAUGAUUUUAACCCCUCAGAAGAAGCGGAUUAUUGAGGAAAUGCGGGCAGAACUCUGCCGAAACUGGGAGAAGGUGCAGUCAUUGGUGGAUGCACAUCUUCAUCGGAUGAAGUUUGAGGUGGAGCAGAAUAAAUUCAAUGCAUCUCUUCAGGAGAGUGAGAUCCAUCAGGGAAUGGACAGCUCCCACGGGCAGUCCCUUCUCGCAGGGCACCAGAUGUUCUUUUCCAAAGGCAGCAGUUUGACCCGAGCCCAACAACACCUUGCAGCGAUGAGAGAGCUCUGUGAUGGCAAUGUUGAUGCUGAAAUAAAGGCCACCCUGCAGUCCUGUGAGGAUCGUAAGACUGACCUGGAGCAACGGCUCAUCAAGUGUUUUUCCUGGUUCCAGGACCCAGUCAGCUCACCACAGACAGGGGAAUUGAAGAGUGAGUGUCAAAGUGAAGUGGAUCUGACUGAGGCUGCAACAAGGAAGGCACCAUCUGGAUGGACAAAAAGACGAACAGAACAGGCUGAUGAUCCAGGGGGUGAGAAUUCAGCUCAACCUGUGACCAAAGUAGGCCAGGCCUCCACACAACUUGGAGCGGCAGAACCCAACAGAAACAUUCUGGUUGAUAUUGAAGCAAGUGAAAUUCCUGGACCAUGGACGGAGUGGAUUAGAAUUGAUGACCUGGGCAGAGAAAGCCAAACUCAAUCUGUCCAAGAGACUCAGAGUAGGAAACUCCAGGGUGACUGGUUACAAAGAGGGGACUGUCAGCAAUCAGUGACACACUGUCUGACGGAUGGGGAGCCUCCUGCUACUGUGAAGGGAGAACGUUCUGGUCAGCGUUACUCCAUGUCUCAGAGAGGGGACACUGAGGCUCCUAGCUUGAACUUUACUCAAUUGCAAAUGCAGUCUUCGAGUGGUGAGGAUCAGGUCCCUGCCCAGGCAAUGGGCAGUCAUACUGACUUAGUGGCAAUUUCUUCCAGAAGUCAAGGUCUUGCCGAAGAUUCUGGCCAACUGGCCAAAUAUCUCCUGAUGGGAAAAUGUGAGAUGGAAAUGUUCCCAAACGUGGACAUCACUCACUUGGGGGAAGAUCCACUGAGUGGGCAAGGCCAAGGGGAGGCCACACACAGAGAUGGGUCAGCAUUUCCCAGUAAGCAGCAUCAGGGUCGCCUCCAAACAGGUGACAGCUUGGCUCAGUCACAGAAAGAGAAGACAGGGCCGAAAGCCUUGGACACAGCUCGAACAGAGAAACAUGCUCAAGCGACACUCAUGGCUCUCAGUAAGGAACAGCAGGCUGCACAUCGAGGAACAAAGGCAAUUGCUGAGUUCAGCAAAGGGUUUCUCACUGAACAGCUCAGUUUGACAGGAAGAGAUCAGGGUGAAGACAUCCCUGCAUGUGUGGAAGUGUCUCUGAGUGAAGAGGAACAACUUGACAAACCAACAGCACAGGCCACUGUGGAAUGGCCAGUAGCAGUUCAGGACCAAUCAGAUGUGAGUGACACUCAAGAGAGUUUAUUUGGUAGAAAACAGGGUGAAAGCCUCACAUUGUGUGACAAAGACUCGCUGAUUGGAGCAGAUCAGACAGAUCCCUGCGCAAUGAAAAGUUCAGUAAACCUCAAUGGAGCGAUUCAGAGGGGGCAAGAGCAGACAGGAGAGUAUCAUAUUGAAGGAAACCAAACUCUAAUGAGAGAGUUACCUACUCAUGACAACCCAGAAUUUGUGUUUGACCAAGAGCAGACAAUCACUGCAGCAACAGAAAGUACUGUUCAACUUCCAAAAGAGUAUUCCAGUGGAAUAGACCAGGCUUAUGGCCUACUUGAGGAUGGCAGUCAGAAAUCACCAACAGUGUCUGUGAGUGAAAGGGAGCUGACCGGAAAUCAAUCAAGACAAGAUCCCACCCAAUUAUCAACAUCAUCUCCAGUUAGAACAGACAGAUGUGACCAUCCAACAAUGGCAGGUUCUGGUCAGGUGUCAGAACUGGCCCUCAGUGGAGACAUUAAGGUUUGUGACCUCCCAGGAGAGGAUUCUGGGCAGUUACCCCCAGACUCUGUCAGUGAAGAAGGAACCGAUGCUGACCUGACAGCAGAGGAUUUUGCUCAGUCUGGAAAAGAGUGUGUGAUGGAGAAAGAGCUGAAUAUCCUUGAAUCAGAGAAGAUUUCUCAUUCAGGGACAGAGCUUCAUUCUGGGAAAGUGCAGAUACUGGGGCUACCUGGAGUGGGCUCUCCAAAAUGUCAGAGGGAGAGAGAACAUGUCGAUAGGACAACCACAGGAUCUUCUGCUCCUUUGAUGACAAUGAGUCUGAGUGGACAAUUCCAGGCUGAUGCUACAGUCAUGGAGGAUCCAGCAGCAGUGUCAGGCAAGGAUCUGAGUGAGAGAGAUAAGGCUGAUGGCCUAGUGAGUGAUGUCUCUCCUGGGGCAGUGACAGAGCCACUGCCUGGGAAGAAACAAAUUGAGAAUGCAAUAACUCAGGAUGUUGUACGUUUAGUGAGAGCAUCUGAGGGCCAACAUGAGGAGAUCCGAGAAAGUAUGACCAGUGGAAAUUGGGGUGAUGAUCUUACUCUGUCAGUAGAGGAGAUUCUGAUUAGAGCAGAUCAGACUGACCCCUGCAGAAUGAAAGAUUCGGUGAACUGGGAAGGAUCGAUACAGGGGGAGCAUGAACUGACCGGAGGCUGUUGGGGAAAGGUAUCUGCUCCUCCCAAAAUAGGAGCAAUGGCUGUUCAAGAUGAGGCAUAUGGCUUCCCGAGCGAUGAUACUGACCGAUUACCCAUCAGCUUUUCCUCAGUUAGUCGAAGUGUCUCAGAGUGA